Thermothelomyces thermophilus ATCC 42464 is the source of this 1357-nucleotide messenger RNA. RefSeq lists its product as uncharacterized. Lineage: Eukaryota; Fungi; Ascomycota; Sordariomycetes; Sordariales; Chaetomiaceae. Gene Ontology annotation, cellular component: nucleolus. Bases 84 to 1325 code for a protein of 413 amino acids. Gene Ontology annotation, biological process: maturation of SSU-rRNA from tricistronic rRNA transcript (SSU-rRNA, 5.8S rRNA, LSU-rRNA). The record is from RefSeq and is a predicted model, not a curated record. The transcript has a single exon.
UUAGGCCGGUAUUCUACGUUCCAGCGAGGCCUCUCUCGCCUGCGGACCACCAGAGCGCUCCCGCUCCAAACCGAACCCUGAAUAUGUCGACCAAACGGAAAGCCGCAACCGCAAUCGCCAAGCCAGCCGUCAGGCAAAGCGCAAAGGCACCGGUCAAGACCAAGAUCGAUGAGACGAGAACUGCGGUGGCCACCGGUCUAUCAUCCAAGCCAUCGUCAAAAGCUGAGACAGAACCCGAGCUCAAGAACCAGAUCAGCUCCGAUGAGGAGGAAGGAAUAAGCGAGGACGAGGCUACCAGCAAUGGACAGACAAAUUCUGCCAAGACUUCAAGGACAAGGGAUGGUAAACAGGACGGAGAUACGGAUGCGGUGAUGCAGGAGGGCGCCGAGAAUUCGGACGGCGAGCCGACAUCGCCGACGUUCGGCGACCUCGUCCGUGGCAGUUCGACUACUAUCGACGUUCCUUCUUCUCUUGCGGCCCAAGCAGCUGCCGCAAAGACGUCCAAGCUCGAAGUCCAACAACGGCCCACGGCCCCGAUCAGCGCGACCUCCCUUGGCACAGUCCUCAACCAAGCCCUGCGGACCGAUGACGCCGACCUGCUCGAGUCCUGCCUGCAGACCACCGACGUCAAGAUCAUAGAAAACACCAUCAACCGGAUGGAUUCAUCCCUCGCCAACGUCCUUCUUUCCAAGCUCUCGGCUCGCAUGCACCGCAGGCCGGGCCGUGCCUUUGGGCUUAUGAGGUGGAUGCAGUGGACGCUAGUGGCUCACGGCGGUGCGCUCGUCACGCAGCCGGAUCUUAUUGCACGGCUAGGCGAGCUCAGUCGUGUUCUGGAGGAACGUUCUCGGGGUCUGCCCAGUCUGCUGGCUCUCAAAGGGAAGCUGGACAUGCUGGAUGCUCAGAUGAAGUUCCGGAAGUCGAUCAAGGCUGGUGGGGCCCCCCGGAGUCGCGGUGGGGACGAGGAAGAGUCGAGCGAGGAAGAGGGGGAGGACGUUGACGAGCCCGGUGUGGUCUACGUGGAGGGGCAGGAGGCUCUCGGCGGCAAGGCGCUCACCAAUGGGACUGGCGGGCCGGACGCCGCGGACGAAGAUGAUGAUUUCCCGACUGCGGCCGGCGGAGUUUCGGAUUCAGACGAGGAAGACGACGAGGAGCUUGACGACGUGAUGGAUGAGUUGGCGGAUGCGGAAUCGCUUGAUGAGGAUGAGGUCGAUCAUGAUGACGUCGAGGAGGACGAAGAAGAAGAAGAAGAAGACAGCGAGGGCGAAGACUCGCGGCCUCCGGCGAAAGUCCGAAGAGUGUCUGAGCGGAUUUCAAAACGGAAGUAGACAUUUGUAGAAAGAAAAAGGGGCGGGGUGUG